This is a messenger RNA of Pneumocystis jirovecii RU7, 537 nucleotides long. RefSeq names its product ATPase-activating ribosome biosynthesis protein. Bases 1 to 537 code for a protein of 178 amino acids. The transcript is spliced from 7 exons. Lineage: Eukaryota; Fungi; Ascomycota; Pneumocystomycetes; Pneumocystales; Pneumocystaceae. Gene Ontology annotation, biological process: ribosomal large subunit biogenesis. The record is from RefSeq and is a predicted model, not a curated record. Gene Ontology annotation, cellular component: nucleolus.
AUGAGAAUUUAUACAUGUUAUUUUUGUUCAGGACCAAUUUAUCCAGGACAUGGUAUUAUAUUUGUAAGAAAUGAUGCUAAAGAGUUUCGGUUCUGCAAAUCAAAAUGUCAUAAAAACUUUAAAAUGAGACGUAAUCCUAGAAAGGUGGCAUGGACAAAAGCCUUUAGGAAAGCUACUGGCAAAGAAAUGGCUAUCGAUACUACACUUACAUUUGCUUCUCGUAGAAAUAUUCCUAUUCGCUAUAAUAGGGAUGUCGUUGCAAAUACUCUUAAAGCCAUUAAUCGCGUGUCUGAAAUUCGUACACGACGAGAACGUAUAUUUUACAAACAUCGUAUGGCAGGAAAUAAGACAAAACUAUUAGAAGAAGCCAAAAAACUAAUCAAAAUGAAUCCUGAACAAUUUUCUAACAAAGAAUUAACAGAAGAACAAAAAGAAUUAGAACAAAUAUCUCAAAAAGAAACUGAAAUAAUAAAAAUCCCUUUAUUAUCUAAAAAAAAAUCAGUCAGAUUUCAUGUUGAUAAAAUGAAUAUCGGUUAA